This is a messenger RNA of Vigna unguiculata (cowpea), 1247 nucleotides long. RefSeq names its product cyclin-dependent kinase A-2-like. NCBI's taxonomy places the organism in Eukaryota, Viridiplantae, Streptophyta, Magnoliopsida, Fabales, Fabaceae. Gene Ontology annotation, molecular function: ATP binding; cyclin binding; cyclin-dependent protein serine/threonine kinase activity. Gene Ontology annotation, cellular component: cytoplasm; nucleus; cyclin-dependent protein kinase holoenzyme complex. Gene Ontology annotation, biological process: regulation of gene expression; G1/S transition of mitotic cell cycle; regulation of G2/M transition of mitotic cell cycle. The record is from RefSeq and is a predicted model, not a curated record.
AUUGAUGAGUACUUUCUUUCUUUCUUAGUUUGGUCCAAAUUGUGUUACAGUUCCUAUGGCUCUCUGUAUCAGACCCUCUCUCAGAUUGCAGGGUGAACGAAGCGAUUGGAUCGGCUACUGCGAUUCUCUGAUGGCGAGGUUGGCGCUGUGCAGCAUCUGCUCACAUGACAAAAGCGACGGCAGUGACGCGGGGAUACCGGACUUGGAGAUACUGGAGGUGGUGGCGGACGGUGGCUACGGCCGAGUCUACCAGGGCUUCGAGCCUUCCACCGGUGAAAUCGUCGCCAUGAAACAGAUAGUAAUAAUCGGCUCGAGACAGGGUGUUCCGUCUGCGAUCAUUCGCGAAGUGGCGUUCCUCAAAGAACUCCGCCAUGACAACAUUGUGAGGUUGCUUAGAGUCUAUGUCAGAAGACACAGAUAUGUCAAUCUUGUUUUCGAGCGUCUUCCGUGCGACCUUCAUGACUAUAUUAGGCGCAGGACUCAUCGCAAUAUGUUGGCUAUAAAGAGUUUCAUGUACCAGAUACUCUCUGCUCUGGAAUUCUGCCAUGCGCGUCAGGUUCUGCACAGAGAUUUGAAACCCAGCAAUGUGCUGAUUGAUCAAGCUAGCAUGCUGGUCAAACUGGCGGAUUUUGGUUUGGCUAGAGAGUUUAGAAAUGACAUAUUAUAUACUGACCAGUUAGGAACUGCCGCGUAUAGAGCACCUGAAAUGUUGUGCGAUAACUAUCAAUAUUCAUCUCCAAUUGAUGUGUGGGCUGCUGGCUGUGUAUUUGCUGAGAUGAUAACUGGACUACCUUUAUUCCAAAAUAGGAAGUUGCGGGAUGAGUUGGAGGCAAUUUUCAGACUGACAGGUACCCCCACAGAAGAAACAUGGCCAGGAAUCACUGAAUUAAUGCCUGACAUCCAUAAGUACCAGGGACAUGAGCCAGUGGGCAUACGGACAUUGUUUCCUGAACUGGAACGAAGUGGCCAGGAUCUUCUAUCAAGAAUGCUUUGCUUGAACCCAAAUGAAAGGAUUUCUGCGUCAGCUGCUCUAAAUCAUCCUUACUUUACGGAAGAAGAAUGGCUUUGGGAUGGAAAGCCAUGGGAGGAGUCGGCGAGAUGCAUUCCUUUUCGAUGACUAGUUUUGUGAUGAACUUACUACUACUCUCCUCCAUUUCAAUCAAAUACGUUCUUAUCAUUGUAUCAAUUCUUUUCAUCCUGUAAACACCUCUUUCACUUCACAAUACCAAAAUGAAUGAAAAAAGUAU